Molecule: messenger RNA, 2222 nt
Organism: Marmota monax (woodchuck)
Lineage: Eukaryota; Metazoa; Chordata; Mammalia; Rodentia; Sciuridae
Gene: Capn9
Product: calpain 9
Exons: 20
Coding region: 1-2073 (690 amino acids)
Biological process (GO): proteolysis
Cellular component (GO): cytoplasm
Molecular function (GO): calcium ion binding; calcium-dependent cysteine-type endopeptidase activity
Source: RefSeq, a predicted model, not a curated record
AUGCCUUACCUGCAUGGGCCCCCGGGGCUGCAGGCCCAUCCUGUCCCCCAGAAUGCCCGGACCACUCACUCCUCAGGCCAGAGCUUUGAGCAGCUGAGGCAGGGCUCCCUGCAGACGGGCAGCCUGUUUGAGGACGUGGACUUCCCUGCCAACAACACCUCCCUGUUCUACAGUGAGAGGUCCCAGGUCCCCUUUGAGUGGAAACGGCCAGGGGAAAUCGUGGAGAAGCCUGAAUUCAUCCUGGGAGGGGCCACUAGGACAGACAUCUGCCAGGGGGAGCUGGGGGACUGCUGGCUGCUGGCUGCCAUCGCCUCCCUCACGCUCAAUGAGAAGGCGCUGGCCAGAGUGGUUCCCCAGGACCAGAGCUUUGGCCCUGGCUAUGCCGGGAUAUUCCACUUCCAGUUCUGGCAGCACAGCGAGUGGCUGGAUGUGGUGAUCGACGACCGCCUGCCCACCUUCCGUGGCCGCCUGGUCUUCCUCCACUCUGCCGACCACACCGAGUUCUGGAGCGCCCUGCUGGAGAAGGCCUAUGCAAAGCUGAACGGGAGCUAUGAAGCGCUGAAGGGGGGCAGCACCCUGGAGGCCAUGGAGGACUUCACCGGGGGUGUGGCGGAGACCUUCCUGACCAGAGAGGCCCCACAGGACUUCUACACCAUCCUGGGGAAGGCCCUGAAGCGCGGCUCCCUGCUCGGCUGCUCCAUGGAUAUCAGAAAUGCUGCAGAAUCUGAAGCCCGGACGCCUUUCGGUCUCAUUAAGGGUCACGCCUACACCAUCACGGGGCUUGACCAGGUAGACUUCCGGGGCCAGAAAAUCGAGCUCAUCCGAGUCCGGAACCCCUGGGGCCAGGUCGAGUGGAACGGGCCGUGGAGCGACAGCUCCCCCGAGUGGCAGUCCGUGGGCCUGGCUGACCAGAAGCGCCUGUGUCAUGCUGCUCUGGACGACGGGGAGUUCUGGAUGGCCUUCCAGGACUUCAGGGCCCACUUCGACAAGGUGGAGGUCUGCAACCUCAGCCCCGAUGCACUGCAAGAAGACGCGCUGCACAGGUGGGAAGUGGCCGUGCACCAGGGCAGCUGGGUCCGCGGCUCCACCGCAGGGGGCUGCCGCAACUUCCUGGAUACCUUUUGGACCAAUCCACAGAUAAAACUGUCCCUGACUGAGAAAGACGAGGGGCAGGAGGAAUGUACUUUGCUUGUAGCCCUGAUGCAGAAAGAUCGAAGGAAGCUCAAGAGGUUUGGCGCUGACAUGCUGACCAUCGGCUAUGCCAUUUACCAGAGCCCUGGCAAUGACGAACACCUGGACAAAGACUUCUUCAGGUACCAUGCCUCCCUGGCUAGAAGCAAGACGUUCAUCAACCUGAGGGAAGUCUCCGACCGCUUCCGGCUGCCCCCGGGGGAGUACAUCCUGGUCCCCAGCACCUUUGAGCCCCAUCAGGAGGCUGACUUCUGUCUGAGAAUCUUUUCGGAGAAGAAAGCCAUUAGCCGGGACCUGGAUGGCACCGUGGACAUCAACCUUCCUGAGCCCUCACAGCCAAAGCCACCUGAACAGGAGACAGAGGAGGAGCAGCAGUUCCGGGCCCUGUUCCAAAGAAUCGCCGGCGAGGACAUGGAGGUGACCGCAGAGGAACUGGAGUAUGUCUUAAAUGCUGUGCUGCAGAAGAGGAAAGACCUCAAGUUCAAGAAGCUGAGCCUGAUCUCCUGCAGAAAUAUCAUUUCCCUGAUGGACACCAGCGGCAACGGGAAACUGGAAUUCAGUGAAUUUCUAGUGUUCUGGGACAGGCUGAAGCAGUGGAUCAACCUGUUCAUUCAGUUCGACGUCGACAAGUCCGGCACCAUGUCGUCCUACGAGCUGCGGACUGCACUGAGAGCUGCAGGCUUCCAGCUCAGCAGCCGCCUCCUGCAGCUCAUCAUCCUCAGGUACGCCGACGAGGGGCUUCAGCUGGACCUGGACGACUUCCUCAACUGCCUGGUCCGGCUGGAGAAUGCAAGCCGGGUAUUCCAGGCACUCCGUAUGAAGAACAAGGACUUCAUCCACCUCAACAUAAACGAGUUCAUCAACUUGACAAUGAACAUUUGAGGCUGCCCUGGUGGGAGGCACCUGUCCAGCUGCCCACUUUCGGAAGGUGGACUGCAGUGCUGCUCCUGGUGGAUGGUCUCGCCCAGGGCUCUCUCCUUCCCUUGUUCCACGCCCACUGCCCACCUGGGAGAAUGAAAUCUCUGCUAUUC